AUGAUUCACAAAUCCCACGCCACAUCCCAAAGGUCCUUCAGGUGCCACGUGUGCGGCAAAGUGUUCGGCCAAAAGGGCCAUCUGCUGAUUCACAACAAUGUCCACGCGGAGGUGAGGCCCUUCGGAUGCGACACCUGUGGCAGGCGCUUCACUCAGAAGGGGAACCUCCUUCGGCACUCGCUGUUGCACACCAACGAAAAGCCCUUCGGAUGCGGCAUCUGCAGGAAGUUCUUCGUGCAAAAGGCUCAUUUGGUGAAGCACGUCGUGGUGCACAGGCAGAGGCUGGCUGCCCUUAGAAGUAGUCGGCGGAGGGAGGCGUCCGAGCGAUGGUCUUCCGCUGAGGCCAAGGAGACCUCCCUCAGGUGCAAGGUCUGCGGAUUGCAGUUCAGGCGGAUCUCCAAGCUGAUGGAACACCUGAAGGUCCAGCAUAGGGAAAUAAGGCGCUAA
Messenger RNA from Penaeus indicus, 447 nucleotides. Its product is annotated as gastrula zinc finger protein XlCGF8.2DB-like. The transcript has a single exon. Gene Ontology annotation, molecular function: RNA polymerase II cis-regulatory region sequence-specific DNA binding; DNA-binding transcription factor activity. NCBI's taxonomy places the organism in Eukaryota, Metazoa, Arthropoda, Malacostraca, Decapoda, Penaeidae. Gene Ontology annotation, biological process: regulation of transcription by RNA polymerase II. The record is from RefSeq and is a predicted model, not a curated record. The coding region runs from base 1 to 447 and encodes 148 amino acids.